This is a messenger RNA of Vitrella brassicaformis, 3158 nucleotides long. The record is from the annotation of a GenBank genome assembly. Lineage: Eukaryota; Vitrellaceae.
AGAGAAACCAUUCUGUUAUCUAUCGUCAUGCAUUGCAUCGGUGCACGAAACGUGGGUCCACUGGAACAACACAAACACACAGCCUAGCCACAAACCUCACUCCCUCCUUCAUGCCGUCUGCUCAACGGGCACCGGCUCUCGACGAUCAAAGCGGCCCACUCUGCGCUUCGUGCCGGGUUUCUCCGCAGCAUCUGGUGGCGGUGGCGGGGGCCGUUGGGCCACCUCCAGCCCUAGCGAUGAAGCGAUCUGGUUGUACCGCUCGAUCAGCCCUGGCUCGCUCAGACGAGUGCCCUCCAGCUGGUUGCCUGCCAUGACACACCACAACACAACACAACACAACACAACCCAGACACACCUGUGCUGCCGUGUAUGGUGCCCCCCUUUCUCCCUGAACGACGUACCUAGUGUGAUCCAGUUCUUCCGCGUGUUGUGCAUCCGGCCGAAGAGCUCUAGCUUGAGGCAUUGCGGCGCCAUGCGUUCGAUGAUGCGGUAGACCUCGUCCGGCUUGCGUGAGGUCUCGCGGACCUCCGAGAGGAUGAUGUCGCAGUCGAUGUUGGUGUUGAGCCACGACGGAUUGCCCUUUAUGCCCACCAAACAGUGCUCCUGAACGAUACGCACACAGAGGGACGGUAGAUGUAUUGUCUGAUGUGGUUGUUGUGUCUUGGUGCCGGUGACUGACUGCCUGCCUGCCUGACCUUAGAGUGGUUGAGCCAGUGUCCCGUCCUGCCUGUCCUGAUGAUGCGCUGCAGCUGGUUGCAUUUGACCCACAAGACCUCCUCCACACGACGGUAUCCCCACAACUGAAUGAAACACGACACAUGAGGGAACGUAUGUUGGCUGUUUGAUGGAUUGACGCCGUGCCGCCUGUCUCCCUUGUGUGUGUAUGGACCUCCAUGCAGUCUCUGCCCAGCUCCAUGGCCCUCCCCGUCACCCACAGAAACAGCACGCCCUCACGCUGAAUCUGAUCCACCUGACGCCCACACAGACAGCCGACAUACACACAUGGUGGAGCCUGCAGGGCCCGGCCCCGUGUUUGUGUUGGUUACUUGACUUGGUUACCUACCCUCAUUUCCUUCAUUUCUUUGUCGGUCAUGGUGCCGUAUGGGAGGUCCAUGUGGAUGUCCCAUGGGGGGUCGGCCAUGAUGACCUUGAUCAAGUCGCCGAAGAUCGAAAAGUCAAACUUGCUGCACACACAACGACGCACCCACACGGCCACAACAAACAGACAGAGGUGCCUGUGGGUGGAGACAGAGGACUAUGCGUACCGAAUGUCACAUUUGAUCCACUGAGGCUCCCACUCCUCGAGCUUGACCUCACUGAUCGCACCGAUGUCCCACUUUGUCGCCCUAGACAGCCCACACGCAACCAACAGAGGAUACAAACAUCAAUCACAUCAAACAAUACGUGUGCACGUAUUGUGUGCACACAAGCGAAAAGGCAGGCAGGCAGCGCAGCGUGCGAACACCACCCAUGCCAUGCAGUGCAGGUGUGUAUCCUAUGCUCCCAUCCGUCCGUCCGUCAGGUCGGUCAACAGAGAGUGAUGCUUUAGUUAGUGUAUACGACGAGCCAGAGUCCCAUUGGCAGCCAGCACGUAUGUAUGUCUGUCGUCCCAUGGCCACCCCACCCCACCCACAGCCCUACUCUAGAGACGUACAUGGUCUGCGAGAGUAGCUUCUGCCGCUGCUCGGGUGCCAGGUCCUGGUCGAUCUCGUAGUGCACAUACUUGCAGGUGUUCAUGUGACGACACGAAUCCAAAUACGAACAGUCGCCCAGACUCACAUCUGAGACACAACACACACACGAGACAGACACAGGUGUGAGCGACCAAAGAGAGUCAGUCUUUUCCGUGUGUUGAUAUGCGUUUGGAUGACUUUCUUUGCGUACCGGUGUGUGGCAGUAUGAUCCGCCGGAAGUGGACCUUGUUGCAGGCGACGUGUGUCUUGUUGGCCCUGCAGCAGUCCUCUCUUGUGCCGUGGAAGCAGAACUGCAGCAGCUGAGACCCCUCCUUGUUCUGGAAGGUCUGCGCCUUGAGCGUCUGCUUGGCCGUGGGGGCCGCCAAUAGCUCACGCAACUCGUUGCCCGUGUCCUGGAUCUGCUUCACCUGCACACAUACACACAGACAGAUGGCAUGGAGGGGGUGGUCCAUGUGCACACGCCUUUGUGUGGUCAUGGUGAGCGUGUGUGUACUUGCCUUUGCUGAGGGCGCGUUGAGCAGCGCAUCGAGAUCCAUGGAAUCGUCCCUGUCGGGAGCUGCACCAGGGAUGGACGCCAAACCGUUGCCCUGAAACCGAGGCCGCUUCGCCAUGGCCACACCACCUGACAGACAAAAACAGCACGCACUCGUGUGUCAGUCAAAUCGUUCCAUCCAGUCCUCACUGACUUCCUGCAUCACUCGAGGCGCCCUUUGACACGGAUGGCGACCGCGAGGGCUCCCUCCUCUUGACGCCAAGAAGCCUCCCAUCCACCCUCUCUCCCUCCCGGCCCGACACAAACGCCUUGGCCACCCACUGACUCAUCCGCCGCCUGUCCACACGCUUGAGCACCACACUGCCCUCCACACUGUCCAUGUCCAGCACGCCCGACAGCUCACGCAGCCCUCCCCACUCGAGCAGCAGCCGCACAAUGUCGUCAUGCUUGAUGACCCGCUGCGCCGCCACGUCCUUGCGGUACUGCUGGCGGAUCUGGCGCAUCAGGCUGCUCGACUCGAUGGGCGGCGCGAACAGCCCAUCCACACACAGGUAGUGCGCCAGCACACGCUUCAGCUCCUCCAGCGACCUCGGAGGCUCCUUGACCAAACCAAUCGACACCUCUAGGAAGUCGCCGUCUUGCUCUGCGGCGGAUGGAGUGGCUGCCAGCUGGCGUGAGGCUGACUCCAGGACCUCAUCAGUGGGCGGUUGACGGCCGGGAGGAUGGAUGUCAUGCGAGAAGGGCUGCGGGGGAGGGGCGGGAGCAGGACGAGAUGGUCCUACUGGUGGUGCUGGUGGCGGCUGUGGCUGCGCGUUGACGGAUGCAGGCUGACUCUGCCGCUCCUGCUCCUGCUGUUGCUGCUGCUGACGCUUCUGAUACUUCUCCUUGAGUUUUGACAUCAUCUUCGGUCAACGACAAUAUAUGGGAACGUUGAUCACAAGCGUUCGACAAAUCACGUCACCCCCUUUUGC